This is a messenger RNA of Gasterosteus aculeatus aculeatus (three-spined stickleback), 5554 nucleotides long. It is a transcript of the gene jak1, whose product is annotated as Janus kinase 1. Lineage: Eukaryota; Metazoa; Chordata; Actinopteri; Perciformes; Gasterosteidae. Gene Ontology annotation, molecular function: ATP binding; non-membrane spanning protein tyrosine kinase activity; growth hormone receptor binding. Gene Ontology annotation, biological process: intracellular signal transduction; cytokine-mediated signaling pathway; cell surface receptor signaling pathway via JAK-STAT. The record is from RefSeq and is a predicted model, not a curated record. Gene Ontology annotation, cellular component: cytosol; cytoskeleton; membrane.
UUAACAUUUAGCGAGUAAGUAAAAUCACUCUGGCUGCUACAAUAGAAACACACACCGGCAUCAAAGAGUUAAGGUUUCAUUUUGAGUGACGGGUUAAACAGCCAAUCAGCAGCCGAUUCCUACAGCGGUCCCUUGCGUUGCUUUCGGGAAAGAGGUUGUCACUUGUCAGGAAGGGUUAGCGAGAACGUAGGAGGAUUGCGUCUUUGCUCGUACUACCAACCAUUGACAAAUUCCAUUUAAUUAAUCUAAUAUUUCUCUACCUUUCGGGGCUGAACAUUUUUUGGCUCGGCAACGUUUUGGAAUCAAGAAGCCGAGAAACGAUCGGCGCUACAACUCGGCCGAGGCGUCUAAUGUACUGAACGAAACGGAAGUAACUUGCCAGCUGUCUGGCGAAGCUCUCGAGUGUCUGAAUGCCAACUCCGUGGGUGAUGGAGCUGAGCAGGCAACUCUGUGGGAAGAUGAGGAAGUCCAGUAAAAGGGCCCAACUUUCCUCCUCUCCUACUUCCAUUCGGGGCCUGGAGAUCCACUUUUACACACCAGAUGUGCGCCAGCUGCUGUACUUGAAGGGCUGCUACACUGCGUUGAACCUCUGCGUGGAUGCUGCCAAGAAAUGCUCAAUCUCUCCCUUGUGCCAUAAUCUGUUUGCCCUGUAUGAUGAGGCUACUGGCAUGUGGUAUCCUCCCAACUAUGAAAUCAAUAUCACGGACGAAACCAGUUUCAAGUUGCACUAUCGCAUGAGGUUUUAUUUCAGAAACUGGCAUGGCACCACUGAAGGAGAGUCUCCAGUUUGGAGACACUGCCUCAGUAAACUCCGAGGCGGACUCAGCCCACAGAAAACACCAGAAGGAACUCCCCUACUGGAUGCUGCCUCUCUCGACUAUCUGUUUGCCCAGGGGCAGCAUGAUUUUCAGACUGGCCUGGUCCCACUGAGGGCGUCUUCCUCAGAAGCAGAGCAACACGAGAUAGAAAAUGAGUGUUUGGGCAUGGCGGUGCUUGCUAUCACUCACUAUACCACAAACAUGGAUAUGACCCUUACAACUGCGGCAAAUGAAAGCAGUUACAAACGCUUCAUCCCAGAGUCACUGAACCGCAACAUCAAACAGCGCAACUUCUUGACACGCAUCCGCAUCAACAACGUCUUCAAGAAAUUCCUCAGUGAAUUCAACCGCCGCACAAUAAAGGACAGCAAAAUUACCCCGUACGACCUGAAGAUCAAGUACCUGGCCACUCUGGAGGGCCUGACCAGCGGCCUGGGCAGUGAGCUGUUUGAGCCCGUCUCGCUGGUUUUAACGCAGGAGGGCGAUCUCUGCAAUGGAAGUUAUGGCUACGGUUACAGUAACCAGGGCCAGGAAGAGAUCCAAAAGCCGAACAUGAAGACCAGCCAUGACAUGCACGUCCUGGUUACUGGCACCAACGGCAUUUCCUGGAGGAAGAAGCCUGCGACAUCAACGGGGAUCAGCAAAGAAAAGGGCAAGUUGAAGAAGGUCAAGUUGGAUGGAAAACAGAAAAAUGGCAAAAGCAUGGAAGCGAAUGAAGACUGGGUGGUGUUCUGUGACUUCCAUGAGAUCACACACACUGUCAUCAAAGAGACAAUGGUCACUGUCUAUAGACAGGACAACAAGAGAAUGGAGCUGCAUAUGGCUUCUAGGGGUGAGGCUCUCUCCUUCGCAGCCCUCGUGGACGGGUACUUCAGGCUGACUGUGGAUGCUCACCACUUCCUGUGCAAGGAGGUGGCCCCAUCUUCAGUGGUGUUCAACAUAAACAACGGCUGUCACGGACCCAUCUGCACGGAGUAUGCCACCCACAAACUGCGCCAGGAAGGCCACGAGGAGGGCACCUACAUACUGCGCUGGAGCUGCACUGAUUACGAGUACAUUAUCAUCACCGUGGUCUGCAAUGAGAUCGACCUGAAUGAGUCUCGCCCUGUGCGUCAGUAUAAGAACUUCCAGAUUGAGGUGGCUUCCAAUGGGUUCCGCCUUUACGGCACUGAGACGUUUCGGGCCACUCUCACUGAACUGCUGGAGCACCUUAAGGGCCAAAGCCUUCGCACCGACAACCUCCAGUUCCGGUUGCUGCACUGCUGCCCUCCCCAGCCGAGAGAGGUUUCCAACCUGCUGGUGGUCACUAAAGAUCGAGCACCGGCCACUCAGACACCCAUGCAGGAGAGUCAGCUUAGCUUCCAUCGCAUUCUCAAGGAAGAGAUUGAACAGGAGGAGCACCUUGGACCAGGCACAAGAACCAACAUCUUUUCAGGCACACUGAGGGUGAAGAGUGAGGAGGAGGAGGAUGCAGGUUACUCAUCCUUCCAGGAGGUGAAGGUGGUCCUGAAGGUGCUGGGCUCUGGACACAGGGACAUCUCCCUGGCGUUCUUUGAAACAGCCAGCAUGAUGCGACAAGUGUCUCAUAAACACAUAGUGCUGCUGUAUGGAGUGUGUGUUCGUCACCAGGAAAACAUCAUGGUAGAAGAGUUUGUCCAGCCAGGACCACUGGACUUAUUUAUGAAGAGACAGCAGAGCCCACUGGACACACUGUGGAAGUUCCAGGUGGCCAAGCAGCUGGCCUCAGCUCUCAGCUACUUGGAGGACAAAAAGCUGGUUCAUGGGUUUGUGUGUGCCAAAAACAUCCUGCUUGCCAGAGACGGCCUGGACGCCGAUAUGGGAGGGCCCUUCAUCAAGCUCAGUGACCCAGGAAUACCAAUCACUGUACUCACUAGAGAGGAGUGUGUGCGUCGUAUCCCAUGGAUCGCUCCGGAGUGUGUGAAGAGCGCGUCUUCCCUAAGCGUUGCAGCUGACAAGUGGGGCUUUGGUACCACUCUGUGGGAGAUCUGCUAUGAUGGAGAGGUCCCCCUCAAAGACAAGAAACUCACAGAGAAGGAGAUGUUUUAUGUAAGCGAGUGCCAACUGGCUACCCCAGAGUGCAAAGAGCUGGCUGAACUGAUGACCCACUGCAUGACCUACGACCCCAAGAAGAGACCUUUCUUCAGGGCUAUCGUCAGAGACAUAGACAUGCUAGAGGAAAAGAACCCCUCCAUCAAACCUCAGCCUACACCAGACGUGGACCCAACUUUGUUUGAAAAGAGAUUCCUUAAGAAGAUCAGAGAACUGGGAGAGGGCCACUUUGGAAAGGUGGAGCUGUGUCGCUAUGAUCCUCGUGGAGAUAAAACCGGUGAGCUGGUGGCAGUGAAAUCCCUAAAGUCGGAGAACCGUGAGGAGCAGAGCAACAACCUCUCGCGGGAGAUCGACAUCCUGAAAGCACUCUACCACGAAAACAUUGUCAAAUACAAAGGCAUCUGCCAAGAGGAAGGUUGUCAGGCCAAUAAGCUGAUCAUGGAGUACCUUCCACUGGGCAGUUUGAAGGAUUAUCUACCCAGGAACAAAAACAAGACCAGCCUGAAGACCUUACUCAGCUACUCUGUCCAGAUAUGCGAGGGAAUGGAUUAUUUGGGAUCGCGAAAUUACAUUCACAGAGACCUGGCUGCCCGAAAUGUUUUGGUUGAAAGCGAGAGGACGGUGAAGAUCGGAGAUUUUGGCCUCACCAAAAGUAUCAAAGACAACGAGGGUUAUUACACCGUCAAAGAUGAGAAUGAGAGCCCGGUUUUCUGGUAUGCGCCCGAGUGUCUGACCCACUGCAAGUUCUACCUUGCCUCAGACGUUUGGUCCUUUGGUGUGACGAUGUAUGAACUCAUCACCUACUGCGAUACGUCCAAGAGCCCAAUGCAGCUCUUCCAUGGUAUGAUUGGUCGAUCUCAGGGCCAGAUGACUAUCAUCAGAUUGGUAAAGGCGUUGGCAGAAGGAAAAAGGUUGCCCCGUCCGCUGGAGGGCUGCCCCGAGCCUGUGUACGAGCUGAUGCGCAAGUGCUGGGAGAACGCACCCGAAAAUAGAAUCUCCUUCAAGAACCUGGUGGACGAGCUGACCAGGAUGCAGCAACGCCUCCAACCACAAAACAGCCUUUAAACUCCCUGCUUUGUUCACUGGGAAUGACAUUGGCUUGCAGACUCUGGACCAAAUGUGAAUGGCAAAACUGAGAACUUCAGAUCAGUAUCUGCUUGUGAAGCAUGAUUGUACUGUGGGAUCAAAGCUCCACACCAAGCAUUGCUCCCGCAAACUCGCAUACACCUUCCACAACCACGGCAAGACUUUCCGUCAUGUUUGUAUUUCUCCGUUUUGUUUUUAACUAGUCUUAUAUUUCCUGAUUUCAGUUGAGUAUUUUGUCCUAUUGAAUCUCGUUGCCUUUGCCCAUGUUAAAUGGGAUCAUCUGGUUGUACUGUGUCCAGGGGAUUUAACUGCAGGGCCAGACAUGUCCCACUCACACUGACGGCCACUAUUAUCAUUUGCUCCAAAGGCCUUUCAGAUGGUGUGAGGUUGAUUCGGCUCUCACUGAUGGACCUUUUGAAGGCGGGAGAGCAGAGAAAGAACGGUUUAAUGCCUGCUCAAACAGUUAAGGCGCUGUUUGCCACAGAGUGGCCCAUGUGAUGGAUCGUAUUUGAUAAGAUCUUGGAUGGAUGGAUACAAAGGGAGUCUUUUUACUUUCUAAUUUUCUUUAGCCCAAUUUUCUGUUGAUGUAUCUAGAGAUGCUGUCAGCCAGCGAGCAGUAGGAAACGUUCCCUUUCACUGUUAUUUGAUCGAGCUGAAAGGCCAAACAUUCUUUUAUUAUAGCUUCCACAUUUUGAGAUACUUCUGCUGGACGAGCAAUUUCUAGACAUUGCAUUUUAGAUCUGGCACAGGUAGGUUUCAACAGAAAGUAAUACAGAUUAAGAACAGAUUACUAGGCGUUGCGAAGUGAGACUCCAAUGAGAAUACGGACUGCGUAAAAUAACAGAAAAUCUGCUUUCUUUUCUGUCAGUUUUUUCUAAUCAUGAGAUUUCUCCUAGUCAAAUGUCCUGGGAUCAUCUCUGCACUUUUAGAGUCCUCUCAUAGUUUGAGGUGAUUUUAGUUUAUAAACUCUAAUCGAGUACGGUUCUUUAAAUGUACCGAAUAUUUUAUGGAGAACUAAAUGCAACAAAUUAGUCUUCUAUAUCAAAUAUACAGCACUUAAUAACUUGUUAGUUGAGGGAAGAAUUAAGAUGUACCACUGAGAUCCACCUGGGGGCAGUAAGGAGUCACUUUUGUUCUCUUAACGCUUAAUGCUAUGCUAAAUAUAAAAAUUGCCAUUAUUGCUUAUUGUGAAUGGAAUAACAAAUAUGAUACACAGGCUUUGAAGUAAGAUGCUGAUGGCUUUUUACCUUGUUUUUUCAGUGACUGUUGCUAUUGUGUGUGUGCAUUUUAUUUGUAACGUUUUUUUAAUUUCAAUAUGCCAGAACAUUUAUGAAAGUUAUCUGUGAGUAUGCUAAAUGGUUUGAGCAGAGGGUUUUUUCUUUUUGAAUUCAGUACAUGUGAGUCACAUUUUUGUUGUUCAUGUAAACAUAACUUUUUUGCAUUAUAAUUGGAUGUAAAAGACAAUUCCUUCUGCUCAACAAAAUAUAUAUUUUUCAAAAAACAAGAUAAAAUUUGACUUAUGGAAGGUAAGUAUCCUUAAAUACAUCAUGAAAAAUAAAUAAAAAUCAGUGUAUGUUGUG